AUGUUAUUACCCGAAUCAAUCUAUAAACAUGACAAUGAUUUAAAAAGAAUUCAAGCUUCCUAUUUAUCAUCAGUUCGUUCGAUAUCAUUAAUACUAAAUAUAAUUCUAUUUCUGGCUAUAUGCAUAUUUAUUCUAUGUUUAUUACGUGUUAUUAUGUAUGAAGAAGCAAUUUCUAAAACACCGACAAGUACAUUACCAAUACCUCAUCAAUCUAAGCAGCAUAAAACUAUUCCACGUAAAGAAUAUUAUUAUGAUUAUGAGCCUUAUCUUAAAAAUGUAACAUUGACACCAAAAAAUAAAACUCGUCGAUUUUUUUAUGUGGAUCUAGGAUGUUUUGAUGGUCGUGAUAUUGAUUAUUUUUUACAUUUUCAUUCAGCAGCUAUAGCACGUUUAGGAACACUUCAUAUUAUUGCAUUUGAACCUGAUCCAAUAAAUUUUUCUUCCUGUAAGCUAACACAACAACGGUAUAGACCGAUUCAAGGAACAGUUUAUGAUGUUGCUAUUUGGACUGAAAAUGGUCAAGUACGAUAUGCAUCAGAAAAAGGACAAAAAUCUAAAAUAGAUUCAAAUUCAGCAUUAUAUGUUCGAUCAGUUGAUUUUUCAAUAUGGAUGACAGAAAAUUUUCGUGUAGAUGAUUAUGUUUAUAUUAAAUUUACAAUUGAAGGAGCUGAAAUACCUGUUUUAGAAAAAAUGGUUCUUGAUGAAAGUUUAGCAUUAGUUGAUCAUUUGGAAAUUGAAUGGCAUGAUGAAUUAUCACCUGAUUUUGAACCAAGACGCAUAGCACUUGAAUGUAUGUUUGAUAAUUUUGGAAUGGAUUUUUUUUAUAUGAUCAAUCCAGUUGAUUUAAGACAUGCUUACAAUAUGAAAGAGAACUUUGAAGCUGUCCCAAAAGAUAGAGGAUGGAGAUUAAAAGACCCAUUGGCUCGCUUUUUUUACAAAACUAGAAAAGAAGUACCCGAUUUAUUAAUUGAACGAUUACAACAAAGACAAACAAAACUUCCUUCUAAUUGA
Messenger RNA from Rotaria sp. Silwood1, 1011 nucleotides. The record is from the annotation of a GenBank genome assembly. Lineage: Eukaryota; Metazoa; Rotifera; Eurotatoria; Philodinida; Philodinidae.